AUGAAGCUGCAUUUAGUUCUUUUAUGCCUAGGCCUCUCUCAUGUAUGGGCCGGCGAUGACCAAAACAACGGCCGCGCAUUGAUUGGCCGCGAUACGAACACGAAAUCAACCAAAAAGCAAAAGCCGAUAAUUAUAGCUUUCAAACCAGCAAUAGGAGUCGAAAAGGUGGGUGUCCUCGGGGUUACGUGCGGAUUUCGCCAUUACUCGCCAACUCAAAUCGAAGAAUCUAAAAAUAAAGCAGUAGAUGAGUUUAAGAGGCUGAAUCAAUUUCAUAUACGCUCUCUCAAAUUGAAGGGGCAACGAUACCGAGCCCCAGUAUUUUGGAGAUUUUUUAGGGAAAGAAUCUUCAUGUAUCCGCUGCGCGAAACAAAGGUCAAGGCUCCUGAAAAGACUCAACAAAUGGAUUUUCUAUUCCUAAAUAGAAAAUACCAGAUGUUCGCCAUUUACACGCGCACCCUCACCCCAGUCAAAGACAAGCCAAAGAAGGUGACUGUGACCUACUCAUUAUGUUGGGAUGGUCGUAAACUUCCGGUUACCAAAAAGAACGAUGAAAAGAAAAGGAAGGGAAAGGCCUAG
Blumeria graminis f. sp. triticale is the source of this 576-nucleotide messenger RNA. NCBI's taxonomy places the organism in Eukaryota, Fungi, Ascomycota, Leotiomycetes, Helotiales, Erysiphaceae. The record is from the annotation of a GenBank genome assembly.